AUGUCUUCUUUAGAGGGAAGUGCUGAGCUGCUGCGUGCAACUGCCUUUUCUGUGGCCGACGUCCGGAGUCCUGGCGGGCCAUCGUCGCUUCCGGCGCAAGAUGCCUCGAGUUGCAUCCGUACUAUACAAGACUUAUUCGCAGCACCUAUUGCGCUUAAAGAAGAAGAACCUUCGCCCAAACGACGCAAAUCCAGAAAUGGCAAUGCCAUUCCAGUACGGCCGCAGGCGGACUCUAACGAAAAGAAUAGUGUUGUCUUAGCCAACGUAUCCAUCGAUUUGAACAUGCCUACCCCGUCGCAAGACUCCUUAAGUAUCACGUAUACCCCGGCUAUAUCGCAAGAACCCGUAAAUCUAGAGCUUGAAUCCUGUCGGAGAGACCACACAGGAGAUACUCUUCAGAUGAAACUCUGGAACGCUGUCAAUGAAACGGGUGUCGACCUGGUUGCCACAACUCCCUCACCUUUCAUAGAUUCGGUCAUACCCCACCUACGGAAUGCCUCUGCACUUGCCACCUCGCUUCAGGGCAAAAGACACAAACCUGUUUCUCGCGCGGCUUUCUGUCGAUGCCAGCUGCACCCACCCACGCACGGGCGCAGUCGAUACAAGUUGGUAGUGGAGAUACGGUGGACUCUGAACAUAUCUGUGGUUGAGGAUCCAGAUAUUCGAGGCCAUUACAUGAACGCGGACCUGAAGCUCCUCUCGAAAUACAUGAGCGAUGCGGCUCCGAGAGGCGACAAGUCUUGGACCCUAUCCGACUUUUACGAUUCCGUACAUGUACCACCGGCGGACACAGAGAUUUCACCGCUUAUCAAACAAGGUUUGAUCGACACCAAGCUUCUGCCUUUCCAAGAAAGGACUGUUGAUUGGCUCUUGCGUCGAGAAGGCGUUGCAUUCUCAUCUUCUGGCUUACUGGAGCCUUUUGUCAACACUUCACCACCAGCAUCAUUUAGGCAGACACAAGAUGUGACAGGAGUACUGUGCUACGUCAGUCAGCUGCGGGGCACUAUAGUUACCAAUUUAGAUGCAGCUAAGGACGACACUCUACAGUCGCUGCGCGGUGGUAUACUCGCCGAAGAAAUGGGCUUAGGUAAAACCGUUGAGCUAAUCGCGCUCAUAUCCCAUCACAAGCGGGACAUCCUUGAUGGUAACAUCUAUGAUACAUACACUGGAGCUCAGGUUCGGCCUUCAGGCGCUACACUAAUCAUUACUCCUCCUUCGAUUCUGGAACAGUGGCUGAGCGAAAUACAUGCUCAUGCUCCUGAUCUUAAGGUCUGCCAUUACAAAGGUCUCCCCUCUCAAUCUGCACCAAAGAAAGACCAUGCCACAGCCACAGUCGACUAUCUCAUGCAACACGAUGUAGUAGUGACGACAUAUCAAGUCCUUUCGAAAGAGAUUCACCACGCUGUACCUCCCCCUGAUCGCAGCUCUCGACGUCCAAAACGUCAGGACCGCCGGCAUAGCCCCCUUGUCGGUAUCUCAUGGUGGAGGGUCUGUUUAGAUGAAGCGCAGAUGGUUGAAAGCGGGGUCAGUCAGGCCGCCCAAGUAGCUCGAAUCAUCCCCAGAUGUAAUGCAUGGGCGGUUUCCGGAACUCCUCUUCGCAAAGACGUCCAGGAUCUACGUGGUCUUUUGAUCUUCCUUAGGUGCGAUGCAUUUGCGAACAAAGCGGCCUGGACUCGUCUAGACAAGGUGUCUUUCAAAGGCAUCUUCAACGAGAUUGCUGUGCGAAACACAAAAGCAAGGGUUCGUGAUGACCUUCAAAUACCACCGCAGAAACGUGUUGUCAUCACUGUUCCGUUCACGACCAUCGAGGAGCAGCAUUACAAUGAAAUGAUGCGUCAAAUGUGUGAUGCAUGCUGGCUCACCCCCGAAGGGCAACCGAAAGAAGAAGGUCGCGAUGAGACCCACCCAGAGGUUGUCGAGCGCAUGCGAGAGUGGCUAAUAAGAUUGCGCCAGACCUGUCUCCAUGCAAACGUAGGUCGAAAGAACAAGAAAGCGUUAGGUGCAAAGAACGGUGCCUUGCGUACCGUGCACGAAGUUUUAGAGGUCAUGAUAGAGCAGAACGACACAAAGUGGAAGGCAGAGGCUCGCGAAAUGGCUCUGUGUCUGAUCAAGAUGGGUCACAUCCAAGCAUACGCAGGAAACUUCGCCAAUCGUGCAAAGUCGUCGCUUGAAUACUAUGAUAAAGCGCGGACUGAGGCACAAUCAUAUAUUGCGAUAUGCAGAGCUGAGUUACUAGCGGAGCAGCAGAAGCUAGGCCGCGUAUCCACAGGUGGCCUCCACGGGGCUGAUGAAGACGAAGACAUCGACGGAGACAAUAUGGGCCGCAUUCCAGUUCUGCGCAAAUCGCUCCGGUCAUUUCUAGAGCUUGAGCAUGCAGCUCAAUUCUUUACCGCCACCGCCUGGCAUCAGAUCAAAGAAAAUCCACAAUUGACAGAGCCAGACUCAGAUGACUGGCGCGAGAAAGACAAAUUGGAGACGGAUUAUUACGAAGCGGCCAGGGUAAUUCGCCGUGAACUGCUGAAGGAAUCGAAGGGCAGAGCGCAGCAGCAAAUGGCUAAAGUCGAUUCAAGAAAGCCUUUCCACCAGAUACCUACAAUAGCUGACCUUCCGGAUCUGGGAGGUAUCGAAGCCCGGAAAAUUCUCGAUACGAUGGACAACCUCAGCGAUUAUCUGAACGAGCAAGCCCGGUUGAUACAGACAUGGCGUGCGAAGAUUGUUGACAUUCUCCUAACACGCCUGGUGGAUGAUGACGACGACAAGGAGACGACGGGUGAAGAGUACGACGAUUCUCUCAAAGCUCAGGAUGAGCUGUACGUUUACAUCAUGGCUCUUCGAACCCUUGUUGCGGACCGUAAUGCUGCUGUCAACGGUCUGCAGGAUAAUCUUGUCGAACACGAGCUCAAGGCUGCCGAAAAACAAGCCCUGAAAGGGGACGAAGACAGUGAUCGAGGUCACGCGCCUCAACUUCUGCUUGAAGUUAUCAAUACACGACGUGGAUUACAGGCGAAGUUGCAAGCUGGGUCCUUGAAGGGUGUUGUAUCUAGCAUUCGCUCGCUGAUCACUGCUUUGCAAUGGAGAGCCAACAGCGGCGAUGCUCGGGCAUCCUCAGAACUUGGCAUUCUUCAGAAACAAAAUGCCACGGUUCAGGCUGUUGUCACAGAACAAGCGAAGGCCAUUACCGAACUUGAAAAGGAGCAGGAAAUGUACCGAGGUACCAUGAACCAGCGUCUGGAAUAUUAUCGGCAAUUCCAACACAUCUCCGAUACCGUUGCAAAGUACAAGGAGGAACUAGACAAUACAUUCGACUCGCGCGAGUUCGACAAGGCCAAUCAAUUGCGAGAGAGAAAAAAGGAUCUUGCCAAUGGCUUCAAGACGAAGUGCACUUAUCUGAAGCAUCUCCGGACUGAGAACCAAAAUGAAGCGGCAGCUGAAUGCAUCAUUUGUAGGGAAGACAUCGAGAUUGGCGUCUUGACAGCUUGCGGUCACAAAUAUUGCAAAGAAUGCAUCAAUCAAUGGUGGCAGGUGCACAGAUCCUGCCCAACUUGUAAGCAGAAGCUAUCUGGGUCCGAUUUUAAAGACAUCACAUUCAAACAAAUCGCGAUCAGAGCGAAGGAAGAGACAACCGCACCUGCCAGCCCGACACAAGCUUCCACGCCAGACUUUUCGUCAACCACAUCUAUCUAUUCUGAUAUUUCCGAUUCAACGAUGAAAGAGAUUAAGAUGAUCGAUCUAGAAGGUUCAUACGGCACAAAAAUCGACAUGAUCGCGCGCCACCUAAUAUGGAUCCGUAACAACGACCCAGGCGCCAAAUCGAUCAUUUUCUCUCAAUUCGGGGACUUCCUCGAAGUGCUUCACGAUGCACUCAAGAAGUGGAAGAUUGGCGCCAGCAACAUCACCGACAAAGACGGUAUCCGGAAGUUCAAGGCUGAUGCUAGCAUCGAAUGUUUACUCCUAGAUGCCAAAACCGAUUCUUCGGGCCUAACUCUCGUAAACGCAACGUAUGUCUUCCUCUGCGAACCACUCAUUAAUCCCGCAAUCGAACUCCAAGCCAUUAGUCGCGUCCAUCGAAUCGGGCAGCAGCGACCCACGACAGUGUUCAUGUACCUCAUUAGCGACACAGUAGAAGAAGCCAUCUAUGAGAUAUCUGUUGCCCGCCGCCUCGAACAUAUUAGUAACAAUACAUUGUCCAAGCUACCUACGCAAUCCGGAUCCACGACCCCCGCUCUCAAAGAACAGACUCUCGAUGCUGCAAACUCGGCUGAACUCCAAAACGCACCGUUUAAGCAACUUAUGCGCAAGAAGGGCGAAGGUGAGAUUGUCAAGGAAGACGAUCUUUGGCAUUGUCUGUUUGGGAAUCAGAAGAAAAGGACGCUAGCUGUGUUGGAGAGGGAAGUUGGGCGAGAACUGAGGGCGCAGGCUGCCGAGGCAAGGAUAGCGGGUGAAGGUACUGUGGGAUCGAGUGGCGCGUCGGUAGCUGCUGAUGUGGACAUGGCCGGUGAUGAUCUCGUUGAGACUUUGCCGAUCGUUGGAGGAAGUUCGCGGGAUGGUGUUACUAGGUUUUAA
Alternaria arborescens is the source of this 4563-nucleotide messenger RNA. RefSeq lists its product as hypothetical. Gene Ontology annotation, cellular component: nucleus. The record is from RefSeq and is a predicted model, not a curated record. The coding region runs from base 1 to 4563 and encodes 1520 amino acids. Gene Ontology annotation, molecular function: ubiquitin protein ligase activity; ATP-dependent chromatin remodeler activity; ATP binding. Gene Ontology annotation, biological process: DNA damage response; protein polyubiquitination. Lineage: Eukaryota; Fungi; Ascomycota; Dothideomycetes; Pleosporales; Pleosporaceae. The transcript is spliced from 2 exons.